This is a messenger RNA of Salarias fasciatus (jewelled blenny), 4462 nucleotides long. It is a transcript of the gene ifnlr1, whose product is annotated as interferon lambda receptor 1. Bases 235 to 1995 code for a protein of 586 amino acids. Gene Ontology annotation, cellular component: plasma membrane. Gene Ontology annotation, molecular function: protein binding; cytokine receptor activity. NCBI's taxonomy places the organism in Eukaryota, Metazoa, Chordata, Actinopteri, Blenniiformes, Blenniidae. The transcript is spliced from 7 exons. The record is from RefSeq and is a predicted model, not a curated record. Gene Ontology annotation, biological process: cytokine-mediated signaling pathway.
CACCUGCGUACACACCUGAGUCGAGCCACUCCUGUCUCAUGACACAUGCGAGAUGGUUGAGGAGCGGCGGCCGGACAGCGCUCCGAAGCCUCACUUUCUGGUUUCCUACCUGGAAGGAUUUCUGAGCUUGUAAAAGCUUUUUUGUUUUUGUUUUUGCGUCAUACAGAACGUCUUUCCUCUUAAAGAUCCAGAAGAAAAAACAAACUGAUUCAUCGUUUGUGGGACUAACACCUGAUGAAGAUGUGGUCUUUAAAUGUGAUGAUCCUCCUCCUGUUCUGUUAUGCCUUGUUUCCUACAGCUUGUCUCUCGACUGGAGAAGGCAAAGUGUUUUUUGAGUCCAAGAACUUCUUUAACGUUCUCCACUGGGAUCCUGCGGAGCCUGGUAUUCAUGGACAGGAUGUGCUCUACAGCGUCCGGAACCAGAGGUACGGCGAGGAGCAGUAUGAGGAUAUAAAGCAGUGUCAGAACAUCACGGAUCUGUCUUGUAACCUGACUGAGAUGACGCCAUUCCUUCAUGACGUUCAGUACGUGGCUCAGGUGUUCGCAAACGGAACGUUUCUUGGCUCCACGAUGAGGUUCAAACCGUUAGCGGACACUACUCUCGGGCCACCUAUUUUGGAGACGCACACAUCAGAGUCGACGCUGUCCGUGAACGUCACCCUGCCUCUGGGGCCAAAUGGAGCCUCUAUUGCAGAUAUCAUCGCCAGCAGCAGAAAGGGCUCCAAAACAAAUGUUUUCGUUUAUAUUUUACAUCUUACUGAGCCACAGUGGGCCGCACAUGUCAAUAAAAGCAGAAGUGGCCAGUUUGUUAUCAACUUGAAGAAGCAAACAAAGUAUUGUGGCCAUGUGGACUACAAGUCGUCCUUAGAGUGGGGUCGCAAAGCAAGCGAGAAAGCCGCUUUCUGUGUCACACUGCCAGACGAUCAUCCGGUGCACUGGAUCCUCGUGGGUGUUGCCGUUGUUGCGGGCCUCAUAACACUGUCGGUUGUUUGCAUGUGCACCUACGUGAGGGGUGGAAAGCCGAAGAGCAUGCCACGAGCACUUGAGGCCCAAAAAGCAACCAGAAGGAUAUUUAAGUUUCCAGAUGACAGCCUCACCGUUUCUGAACUGAAGAUCGCCUCUAAAAGUGAAAACACAGUUUAUGUCACCAUCAAGAAAAAGUUCAGUGUGCCCUCGGAUGCAUCUCCAGUUUACUCCUCGCACGGUGUUCUCUCCGGCGUCUGGCCCGACAGCAGCGGCUCUUCUGCGGGUGCAGCUGCAGGCGGUGCAAUGCCAAAUCCCGAAAACACCAGCGCCCAGUCCUCCGAAGUCUACGGCGCAGUGGCCAUCCGCGUCCCAGAAGAGGACAAUGGAGAUACUCAGCCCGUCAGUGACAACAGCGUGACGAGUGACCCCCUGCUCUCUUCCAAUAAAACAAGCUUUAACGAUCGUAAGAUGAAUGCAACGCUCAUCUUACAUGAAGCACCAACAACACCUAAUGAAGGUGGCCCAGAAAGAACACUGGUGCUGCAAACACGGCGGGAUAUGAAUGGACAACUUAUGCUGCACGUGACCGGUGACACCGCAUCACCAGUCAGUCCAGAGAGGAAACCCCUCCUAGGGGACCUCAUCUUCAUCAAGGAUGGACCGUCUUUACAGGACUUAGACACCCCAGAGGGGUUGGACUCUGGGUGUGAAGACAGCCCUUUAAGCAGUCCGACUAAGCCCGACUGCAACUCAAACUACAUCCCGACUCAGCCAGGUAGCAUGUAUGUUCAACAGGGAACUCAAAGAGGACCUGAAUCACCGCCUGAAUCAGCUUACAAACCAAACUGGGUCCAUUCAACCCUUCAAGACUGUGCAUCCACAGAGAGCUGUGAGGAGCCCAGGACAAACUAUCCGAGGACUUCGACUGAUCUCAAAACGGAGGAAGAACAUGAUGACAACGAAGGAGAUGGAAGAGUGGACAGUUUACUCGCUUUGAGAGAGUGGGGAAUACAAAUUCAAGACUAUUAAUCAACUAUAGUGUUAUCAGUUUUCGACCAGGAAAACUGGAGACGCAUUACCUCACUGAGCUGUUGUUUGUUUUGGAGGGCGUAAAAAGGGGAGAAUAACAAGGAGGACUGAAGCCUGCUUCAAUGACGAGGCAGAGAAAUCAGCCACAGCUGGACUGUGUGCACUGCAUGCAACACAUGGUCAAAAACAAUGUCCUGAUUCGUCAAUUACUUUUAUCACACAUCUCUAUAUCCACAGGUUUAUUCUAGUUUAUUCCAAAUGUGAUGUCAAUGUUUUGCUUUGCAUCUCUUUAUAUUUAUCAAUUCAUAGGUUUAAACUAUUUCAAUGGUAACUACAGCCUACAUUAAUUUAUGGAAUUACGAUUGAAGUGUGGAUUUAUAUGUAUUCACACACAUAGUAAGUCACUGUUUACUUUGUUGAGUCUUUGUUUAAUGGGACAUGUUCACGUGGGAUCUGGAUCAAUGAUCACAUGCGUUGCAUUAUGUCGCAAUAGACUGCUUUGCAAAGUGCAGGGUGGGAAAGUGAGGCUCACUAAGUGCUAAAAAGCUCUUGAAGUCAAGGGGAUGUCUUUCCUCAGCGUAACUGAGAGCACUGCAGUUCAAGACCUGCUGAAACCCCGACGUUCAAGCUUCACAGCAGCUUCAGGACAAACACAUGCACAUCAAUAACAGUGAGCUUUAUCAGACUGUACAGAUGUUCCGGUGUUUGAGUCGUCAAGACAUUUGUGUCCCUAAGACAACACACCAUCGCAGCUUAUUACACCCCCACCCUAAACACACAAAUCUAGUCCAGUCAUUUUAAAUUACGAUGUGGAUGGUGAGGCUCAAGGAUUAGAUAUGGAAACCAAUUUCAAUGUAUUGUGUCUGAAUAAAUGUCCAACACUGAUUCUUUGUCCCAGCAAGUCGUCUAAAACAGGACCAGUAUAAGAGCAAAUGCAUCUGUUCUCUAUUCUCAGAAACAGAUUUCAGCUUCAUCAGUGAUGUCUGGAAGUUGUACAGUGGUUGCAUCUGUAAAUAAAUGAAGGCAAUGUCUUUUUUUUUCUUUUUUGUUGAAAUGUCAUAGAGGUUUAUGAACUCAUUUCCUCACUGUUUGCUGUUCUUUCAGUUGAACAAAACGUAGUGUGGUAAAUAUAUAUGAGAAGGUGGGGUCAUGGUGCAGCCCGAGCCUCGCUGAUAACAGGGAGCUGCUCUUUUAUAGACAGCUGUAAAGCCAUAACACCCGGUAUGCUGAGAGAGGCUGAUGGAAGUUACAUAAAGACAGUUUGCCAACGUAUAGUCCUGCCUGCUGAACAUAUGUAACAUAAAAGUAGCAUGUCGACAACACUUUUGAGUUCCAUUUAGAUAUAAGGUAUUAUUAACAUAAUUCACAGUAAUGUUUGUGUAGUUUUGAGGGUAUUUUAUUAUCAAACUAAAGAAUGUGGAAAAAAAACCCAAAGGCUGUGAUUAAAGCAUUUUUACUGGAUUUGUCGCAAAGGUUCUGGUUCGGUUUGGUGCUGUUGGCUUUACCAGAGAAGAUUGUUAAAGUAACUCAGACCUCCGAACGAAACUCACCAUUGCUGCCCAACAAAAGCAUUCUCCGUCACAUUGUGUGCCGGUGAAACAAAUUGAAGUGUGUGUUCUUGCUGAGUGUUUUACACAUUUACCAUGUCAACAGCAGGGUGAGGUGGAUUGUGCAAAGAAUCCAAAGUACAAAUCAGCAGCAGUCUGUUGUAAAGUAAGCUUUGUUUCAAUGAGUAAACAGCUUGUUUUUUCGAGAUUAGAUCCGCUUGAACACUUGAUCUGAGUCCAUUCGCAAUUUGAAUAUCUAUUUGCGCAAACAAGAGACACUUAUAAAGCCAUAAAGUGUAUUCCAACAAAAACAGUCGAUCAAGCAUCUUGAUAAUGAACAGACAUUAUAUUUGAACUCUUCCUUUAAAUAAUAUUCCACAAGAACUUCAGGAAAAGUUGAACCAAUUUCAAAUGUACCUCAAAUUAUUUCACAAAAUAAAGAGUAACUUUAGAGUCUUUGCUGGGGUUGUCCCUGUAACUUAACUUACAGGUCCUUCUAUUGUAUGCGCUGCUCAAUGAGGAAGUGAUACUCAUAUUAACUGUAACAAAGUGGAGGGACAAGAGGUUUUUGGAGGCAGUGAAUGUUUUCAAAGGGAUUAUGCCAGACGAGUGUGGAUUUCAGGUGUUACGCCUAUUGUAAGUUUGGUUACUGAAUUGAUACCAGAUACACUAAAGACGUCAUCCACAGUAAAAAGUCGCACAUGAUAUGGACGCAGCAAGAAACUAAGUAAUAGAUUUAACUUGGUUUACUUUAAACAUUCAUAGAAAAUUAGUCAAAGUUGUUUGAUAUCAACUACUGUUCAGAUGUGUUUGGUUGAAGCAAAAUGAAAACUGUAAAGUCAACUUUUUCAACUUUCCAGUGCAUCAAUGAGAAACCAGAAAGUUUCCCAAUAUGAAAAAUACAGAAGCUCAUAAUCACA